Molecule: messenger RNA, 2265 nt
Organism: Linum trigynum
Lineage: Eukaryota; Viridiplantae; Streptophyta; Magnoliopsida; Malpighiales; Linaceae
Source: the annotation of a GenBank genome assembly
UAUUAGAACGGUGUCGGAAGUUCCAAAUUAAAAAAUUUUGUACCGAAAAAAUAGAGGUUCUUCACAAAAUUUUCGAGAGCGACACCCCUCCCCUUGCCCUAGGUCCGCCCCUGCUUCCAUGGCUACUAUGAAUCUAAAGCGUCUCUUUUUCUUCCUCUUCUCGACCUCAUUGCUCCUCCACGAAUCUACCGCCUACCCUGCUACUGCCAGUUCCAUUGUCGAUCCCUCCAAAGUCAAACAGGUCUCAUGGAAGCCAAGGGCAUUUGUGUACCAAGGGUUUCUUACGGACUCGGAAUGCGAUCACUUGAUCUCCCUGGAUCCGAUUGUUGCUGGCAUUGAAGAAAAGAUUGCAACUUGGACUUUCCUUCCAAUAGGUCAACAUUUUCGUGGUGGACACCGUGUAGCAACUGUGGUCAUGUACCUUAGCGAUGUUGAGAAGGGCGGCGAGACUGUGUUCCCUUCUGCAGAGGUUGGUAGUUCAAAGGUUCCUUUUAAGUGUCUGAAUAUGCUGUUCCUAGUACGCGUAAUUGCGAGACAAGUUUUGGCAACUGGAACCUCCACGUCGUCGUAGUUUUGUGAAAGAGGAUCUCUAUGAAUGUGCUAAGAAAGGAGUUGUACGCGAGCUUGUAUAGAUGUAACUUAAGUGCCUUGGUGGUCAUUAAACUAUGAGUGCUUGUAGUUAAAGGAUCACUGACUUGAAAAUCUUAGCAUUGAACUGAAUGGUUUGUGACAAAGCAGUGAUUCUGUCUAAUUUAUCGAUAAUUUGACUAAGUCAACAUGCCAAAUAGUUUUGACAUGCCACCCCGCCCGGUUAGGAAGCAUCCCCACGCAACCUCCACACCCUUUUUCAACUUGAACGCAAGGUUUGUGGGCUGGGGUCGAGUUGGGGGCCAUGUGACCUAGCCCUUCCAAACUCGUGGAUGGGUUGGUCAUGUGCUUUUGCUUGUAAGGUUGGGAGUAUGGUCUGUGGGUUAAGACCAAGUGGUUACUGGGGUGCCGAUUAGGGUGAUUAUGGUCGCAUGGCGAAUAUAUUUGGCAUUUGCUGACUCAUCGGUACUAAUGGCAAUUUAGAUGGAAGGAAACUGAUUGACUGUUUUGUUGCAGUCUUGCAGAUCACAUAGUUAGUGACUAUUCAGGCUUUAAACUCGUACAAAAUGAUAUACUUGAUCUAUACAGAAUAGGUCAUUAUGUUGUCUCAAUUUGUUCUGUGUGUCAAUAUCCUUUCCCCAAAGUUUCUGCAUCUCAUCAUCUCAGCUCACUAGUGUCUUAAACUAUAACACUGCAGUGAAACCACGAAGAGGAGAUGCACUGUUGUUCUUCAGCCUGCUCCCAACAGCCAUACCGGACACCAGCAGCCUCCAUGCUGGUUGCCUGGUAAUCGAGGGUGAGAAAUGGUCUGCAACAAAGUGGAUCCACGUGGACUCAUUCGACAAGAAUGUAGAGGUUGUUGGUGGGAACUGCACAGACCAAAAUAAGAGCUGUGAGAGGUGGGCAGCUCUGGGGGAGUGCACGAAGAAUCCCGAGUAUAUGCUGGGUUCAGCUGAAGGAGCUGUAAGGCAUGUUAGAGAGAGAGAACCCCCACCACUGGCAUCACUUCCCCCUUUGUAAUCUAGACAUGAGGUUGUUUCCCUCCUAUAAUCUUUUUUUGAAGGUGACAUCCUGUUUCUGUGAUGAACCUCAAGGUUGUUUGUUGUAGAAAAAUGUUUGUAGAUAGAUUGUGUUGGAUCCUCCCGUUUUGCUUACUUUUGCCAGAGUUUCUAUCAUACAUGACGAUUUGUAUAAGGAUGGUACACGGUUCAUUUCUUUCAACAGCUCUAGGUUAUUGAAGUCGGCUAAGUUCCUUUCGCAACAGUCAGAUUCUGGGCACAAGCUCAUAACAAUAACACUGAUAUUAUUGGUUCAUAAAUCAAUGUCGUAACUUCAUUUGUGUCAUUCAGUUCAAGAGUUUUGAUUACUGAUGGAGCCAAGAGAGUUUAUGGAGGGGAGAUCUGUCUUCUUGUAAUUCAGAUUUUUUGUUUUAUUGCCUUUAACAUAAAAGAAGAUCUUCGUAUGCUGAAAACGUUAGACUAAAUUUUCUCUAAGAAAUCGUCAAAUAUAUCAAGAGUCAAUAAUAAUAAAAAAUUAGAAAUCUUAUUUUCUCAUGAGUGACAUAAAAACCGACAAUAGUCCUAUGAUCAAAUGAGCAAGAAAAUUUACGACAAGGAUGACUAUAUAAAAUAGAAGGGUGGAACUAAUGCAUCAACUGAAUGAAAGCGAAAUAUAAAC